CUGUGGCGGCGGCGGCGGGAAGGCCGUUCGUCCGCCCCGCGCUACCGGCGGCUCCCCUUUCCCCCUCCGCGGUUCUAACCUCCCGCCGCCGCCGCCAUGGCCCUCAACAAGUCCAUGCACGCCCGCAACCGCUACAAGGACAAGCCGCCCGACUUCGCCUACCUGGCGGCCAAGUACCCCGAGUUCCAGCAGCAUGUGCAGACCACCCUGGCGGGCAGGGUGAGCCUGAAUUUCAAGGACCCCGAGGCAGUGAGGGCCCUGACGUGUACCCUGCUGAAGGAGGAUUUUGGGCUGACGAUCGACAUCCCCGUGGAAAGGCUUAUUCCUACCGUUCCCUUGAGGCUGAACUAUAUCCACUGGGUGGAGGAUCUCAUCGGUCAUCAGGAUGCUGCUGAGAAGCACGUCCUGAGGCGAGGCAUUGACAUAGGGACAGGGGCCUCUUGCAUAUACCCAUUACUUGGAGCAACUUUGAAUGGCUGGUAUUUUCUUGCAACAGAGGUGGAUGACAUGUGCUUCAAUUACGCCAAGAAGAAUGUGGAACAGAAUAACCUGUCUGAUCUCAUAAAAGUGGUUAAGGUACCACAGAAGACUCUUCUAAUGGAUGCACUGAAAGAAGAAUCUGAGAUCGUUUAUGAUUUCUGUAUGUGCAACCCUCCCUUUUUUGCCAACCAAUUGGAAGCAAAGGGAGUAAAUUCUCGAAAUCCACGGCGUCCCCCUCCCAGUUCUGUAAAUACAGGAGGGAUUACAGAAAUCAUGGCUGAGGGGGGAGAACUAGAAUUUGUCAAAAGAAUUAUUCAUGAUAGUCUACAACUUAAAAAGAGGUUACGAUGGUACAGUUGCAUGUUGGGGAAGAAAUGCAGUUUAGCACCAUUGAAAGAGGAACUUCGAAUCCAGGGGGUUCCUAAAGUUACUUAUACUGAAUUCUGUCAAGGACGCACCAUGAGAUGGGCACUGGCAUGGAGUUUCUAUGAUGAUGUACAAGUACCUUCACCUCCCUCUAAAAGAAGAAAAUUAGAAAAACCCCGAAAACCAAUUACGUUUAUGGUCUUGGCUUCUACAGUCAAAGAGUUAUCCGUCAAAGCUGCAGCUAUGGGCUGGGAUGCUGUAGAAGCUAUUGCUGUGGUUAGAGCCUGGGUAGAGAAGAUCCUCACUGAUUUGAAGGUUCAGCAUAAACGUGUUCCAUGUGGAAAAGAUGAAGUCAGCCUGUUUGUCACUGCCAUUGAGAACUCCUGGAUUCAUUUGAGGAGAAAGAAACGAGAGAGAAUAAGGCAGUUACGAGAACUUCCUCGGGCUUCUGAAGAUACUUUGCAAGCAAUGGAAGAGGAAAAAACCAGCCAGAAGAGUGUGAGCAACAAUUCGGACUCUGAAAACCCUAAGACUGAAGACUCUGAAAUGGGGUUGGUGGCACCUGAUGAGGAUGUCCACUUGACCACAGGUGACGAGCUAACGGAAGAAUCUGCUGUCAAAGAGGAACACAGCGAGCAUGUGAAGGAGGAGGAGACGGAAGCAAAGCAGGCAGAAACAUCACUUGGCAAAGGUUCCAGUAAUGCAAAGGAGGAACCUUGCCUUUCAGAGGAAGCCAGCAAUGUGACAGUUGCAAAAGAACAAAGUCCCAAAGAAACUAAUAGAUGUUUUCUCUUUAAGUGCUUAAUGAACGUGAAGAAAGACGGAAAUGAUGUAUUAGUAGAAAUGCACUGGGUUGAAGGAGAGAACAGAGACUUGAUGAACCAGUUGUGCACAUACGUUCGGAACCAAAUUCUUCGACUGGUUGCUAGUUAGCCCUUUUUCCUAUUUUGGUAAAGUAAGUCAAUCCUCAAAUUUUGUAAACUAUUUUUAAUGGAUUAAAAUUUUCAGCUAGAAAAACCUGUUAUUUCCCUUUUAGAACAUGAGUAAGAUGGAGGUUUAAAUAUCUUUUAAUAUUUUAAAUAGCUUUUUCAAAGCUGUAAGGAGUACAUGAAGUGUACUUCAUUGGAUGUGAAGUGAUGGGGAACUAAUAGAUUUUGUGCUGCAGUUGUAAAACUA
This is a messenger RNA of Calidris pugnax (ruff), 2022 nucleotides long. RefSeq names its product methyltransferase like 16 (gene METTL16). Gene Ontology annotation, molecular function: 23S rRNA (adenine(1618)-N(6))-methyltransferase activity. Gene Ontology annotation, cellular component: nucleus. NCBI's taxonomy places the organism in Eukaryota, Metazoa, Chordata, Aves, Charadriiformes, Scolopacidae. The coding region runs from base 97 to 1779 and encodes 560 amino acids. Gene Ontology annotation, biological process: rRNA base methylation. The record is from RefSeq and is a predicted model, not a curated record. The transcript has 9 exons.